Messenger RNA from Gorilla gorilla gorilla (western lowland gorilla), 4408 nucleotides. It is a transcript of the gene ACBD6, whose product is annotated as acyl-CoA binding domain containing 6. NCBI's taxonomy places the organism in Eukaryota, Metazoa, Chordata, Mammalia, Primates, Hominidae. The record is from RefSeq and is a predicted model, not a curated record. Gene Ontology annotation, molecular function: fatty-acyl-CoA binding; protein binding. The coding region runs from base 3427 to 4275 and encodes 282 amino acids. The transcript has 8 exons.
GACAGGGUUUCACCACGUUGGCCAGGCUGGUCUCAAACUCCUGACCUCAGAUGAUCCGCCCUUCUCGGCCCUGCAAAGUGCUGGGAUUACAGGCGUGAGCCACUGUGUGCCUGGCCUUGGGGUUUUAUAUAUUGGCUUACUUCUGGGGUCUUGCAUUACUUCUCCCCGAUUCUUCCCUUGGGGUGGGCUGUCCGCAUGCACAUGCUUGAGCCCACUCGCCCCACUCCUGAGAUCUUAUCGGGAAGCUGCUGAUCACUAGUUUCAGGUGUUUUCUAUCAGGAGCCUGCUGUUCCCUGGUGCCAGCUGUGAUCAAUUAUUAUUUUAGUGAGACAGUUAACAACCGCUUGACCAUCACCUGAUGGUUGCCCGACAUUCCUGAUACGUGUGUGUGGUGCGGAGCCCUCUCCUGCCCUGCUCAUUCCUGACUAGCUACCCACUGUAACAAGAUUGAGAUCUUGGGCAUCUCAGUCUUAUCUAUAGAGAAGUGGCUAGCAUGAGAAUAAAGCUGCAAUUUUAAAGAAGUAGUAGUUGUUUGUUUGGGCCAAGAAAAAGGUGUUGUAUUUUGUAGUCAGUAAAGUGAGCUUUUUGUCUGUGCUUAGAAAAGCUUAAUGAAGUGGUUUGCUUUGUAUCAUUGUAUCAUGAUUUCAGAGUGACCUUGUCUGCAGUUGCUAUUUUGUGAGAUUAUUUCUCUUCAAUAGGAGAAUAACAAGGCGUAGCUGUGAGUGUCAAGCCAGCUUCUCAAUGUUAAGGACUCUUUCCUUUUUCUUUCUUACAUGUUAGUUUUAUAAUACAUUUUUCAUUCAAAUAUACAUACAGAAAAGUACAUAAAUUAUAAAUGAAUUUUCAUAAAGUGAACACAUCAGUGUACUAAUGUUCGGCUUAAGAAACAACAUAUCCAACUUCCAGAAGUCCCCUUCAUGCACCCUUCAGAUCACUAACCCUGAAGUUACCCACUAUCCUGAGUCUAACACCACAGAUUAGUUUUGCCUGAUUUUGAAUUUCUUAUGACUAGAAACAUGUAAUAUGCACUUUUUUGAGUAUAGGCUUAUACUCAACAUUAUGUUUGAGAUUCAUUCAUGUUAUUCUGUGUCAUUGUAAUUAGUUCAUUCUCACUGAUGAAUAGUAUUCCAUCAUGUAAGCACACCAGUUUAUCUCCAUUCUAGUGCUGAUGGACAUUCGGGAGCUUCCAGUUUGGAGCAAUUAGGAAUUAGUUCAUAGUGCUGCUAUCAAUGUUCUCGUACAUGUUUUUGGUGAAUGCCAUGUAUAUAUUCCCGCUGGGGAGGAGUCAACUUGUUGUAUAUUUAUGUUCAGCUUUAGUAGAUAGUGCCAAACAUUUUUCCACAGUGAUUGUACCAAUUUAUGCUCACACCAGCAGUGUAAAAGAAUUCUGGUUGCUCUCUUUCCCAUGUUAUGUAAACUCUUCCAGAAUACAGAAAAAGAUGAAAACUUCUAAAUGCAUUCUACAAGGAUUCUAUUACCUUGAUACAAAAUUGAGAAAGUAUAGAAAAGGAAAACUAUAGGUUAAUGACAUCUUUAAGUGGAACUGUAAAGAUAAUGAAAAUAUUAGCAAACUGAACCUAUAAAUUUUUUAAAAAAACCAAACCAGGACCAGAAUGGGUUUAUUCCAAGAACAGAAGUAAUGCUCAAAACUAGGAGGUUUUGAAAUAAUGCAUACUAAUUUAUCAAUGUUAGCUAUUAUAUAAUUCAUUAAAUCCCAAAUUUAUUUUUGUUAAUAUAAUUCAUUAAAAUAGAAACUGUUAAUAUAAUUCCUUUCGAAGACUAGAGGAGAAAAGCAGAUAAUCUCCAAAGAUGCCAAAAAAGCCGUUGAUAAUAUUCAAUUCUCACUUUAAUAAAAAUUCUAGAAACAAAGAUAUAAAAGUCCAUGUUAUCUCUCCUUCAGUCUACUUGUCGGGUUCAUCAUCCAUUAUUACCCCACAUGAAAGCUAACUUCUUUUUCCUUGCUCCUCCAUUUGCUAGCUGUGCAGCCUUUGACAAGUUACUUAACCACUCUGCGCUGAUUUCCUAUGUGUAAAAUAAGAGUACCUACCUUAUGUUGUAAUGAUCAAGUCCUCAAUACAUUAUUCUUAAUCACUUUUUAAUUGCAAGAAUUUGGUCAUUAAACAUCCCUUUGACUGGAUUGCGAGCACCUUGACAGCAGGGACUAACAGUGGAACUUUCUGGAGACUUAAGGAAUGUUUGUUGAAUCCUGAUGCAAGCUUUCUCACCUUCCUGUGUUCUCUCAUUGCUUCCUCAUCCUGUCCAGCCGUCCGUCCACCCGUCGCAAGCCUAACCCCAGUCAAUAACCACUGUUUACAACACUUUCUUUGUACCCUUCUUAUAGUGCUUAUUACAUUGUUUUGAAUACUAAAUGAAUAUAUAGUGCGUCGUUGUGUUUAACAUUUAGGACAUAACCACUCAUAAUGUUACAGUUAAAAAAAUAGUUUUGUGCAUUCCUCUAGGGCCGAACUGUGCCGUACUUCUGGUUUCACUGUAUAGUGUCUACAAAGCACAGUGUCAAAGACAGAGCUCGGGAUGAGAACUGGGCUAAGGCGCGCCCCGCACUCCCCAAACCCUAUUAUUCAGGGCCCGGAGAGGUGCGGGCUCCGAAGGUGUGGAGAGCAAAACACGCAGAGCAGUGAUUCCACUCAUCAGUCACACAGUAAGGCGGGACAGCCCCAUCUCGCAGUUUUUCAUUAUUCAACACAGAGCCCAACGCGCACGCAACAGAUCCGCGCGCAGGGCUGUUUGGGGGCGCUUGGGGCGCACAAUCUGGGGCAGGCGGAACCUUAGUCCUCAGCCCCGCGUUUCCCGCGACUCCGCUCUCACCGCUACACUACCACACAAACGGCCUCCUUCCCCCACCCCCGGGGGCCCAUCCCGGUGGCGGGCUCCGGAGCUCGGGACUGCUAAUUUCAGCGAAACGAUUAAAAGACGCCUCUACAGCUGACAGCACUUUCUCUCCUCCGGCAGGGAAGGACGUCCAGCGUAGCGUCGCCCACGCUUCCCCGCCGGCGCAGAGCAGGCCUCACAGAAGCGCACGCCGCUGGCACGCACGCCGCCCCGCCCCCACGGCCCAGCGCCAGCCGCGCCCCGCGCUCGCACGCAUCCCGGCCUCACUGCCCCUCGACUCCUGUUCCGUUGGAGGGGCCUGAGGCGAGCCUGAGCGCGCUGUUGGCCGGAGGGAAGCCGGAGGAGACCGGGUCGACUGGGCAGAGCGGCAGAGGGUCGAGGAGCCUGCUCUGCACGCCCAGGGAGUAGAAGUGGGCAGGGAGCAGGGUCAAGUGAGGGAGCGCGCCGCGACUGAGCUUGGGUCCGACUGGAGCUCAGGCUCGCGACCCAGACUGGUGGGCCAGGCCUCCAAGCCGGCCUUACACCCAAUCCAAGGAGGACAGACCGGACACAGAGGGACGGAGCGAGCAAGGAGACAUGGCUUCAUCAUUCCUGCCCGCGGGGGCCAUCACCGGCGACAGCGGUGGAGAGCUGAGCUCAGGGGACGACUCCGGGGAGGUGGAGUUCCCCCAUAGCCCUGAGAUCGAGGAGACCAGUUGCCUGGCCGAGCUGUUUGAGAAGGCUGCCGCGCACCUGCAAGGCCUGAUCCAGGUGGCCAGCAGGGAGCAGCUCUUGUACCUGUAUGCCAGGUACAAACAGGUCAAAGUUGGAAAUUGUAAUACUCCUAAACCAAGCUUCUUUGAUUUUGAAGGAAAGCAAAAAUGGGAAGCAUGGAAAGCACUUGGUGAUUCAAGCCCCAGCCAAGCAAUGCAGGAAUAUAUCGCAGUAGUUAAAAAACUAGAUCCAGGUUGGAAUCCUCAGAUACCAGAGAAGAAAGGAAAAGAAGCAAAUACAGGUUUUGGUGGGCCAGUUAUUAGUUCUCUAUAUCAUGAAGAAACCAUCAGGGAAGAAGACAAAAAUAUAUUUGAUUACUGCAGGGAAAACAACAUUGACCAUAUAACCAAAGCCAUCAAAUCGAAAAAUGUGGAUGUGAAUGUGAAAGAUGAAGAGGGUAGGGCUCUACUUCACUGGGCCUGUGAUCGAGGACAUAAGGAACUAGUCACAGUCUUGCUGCAACAUAAAGCUGACAUUAACUGUCAGGACAAUGAAGGCCAAACAGCUCUACAUUAUGCCUCUGCCUGUGAGUUUCUGGAUAUUGUAGAGCUGCUGCUCCAGUCUGGUGCUGACCCCACUCUCCGAGACCAGGAUGGCUGCCUGCCAGAGGAGGUGACAGGCUGCAAAACAGUUUCUUUGGUGCUGCAGCAGCACACAACUGGCAAGGCUUAAUCAAAAGACUGGAAAACUGCAGUCUGUAAUAGCAUAAGGCUUCCAUUAUGAAAGAAAACUACAAAAAUAAUACCUCUUUUCCACCCGUCUUUGGUAUGUAUUGGCUAAUAAAAUCAGUUCUGUGGAACUGGAA